AUGGGGGCAAACCCUUUUCACCACUCGAUCCUUGGAGUACGACUACCAAAGCACUUUGACAAACCGACAGAUAUGAGGUACGACGGUACCCAAGAUCCCCAGGAACAUCUAACGUCCUUCGAGGCCAUGAUGAACUUGGAAGGGGUAGGUAACAAAGUGAGAUGCCGAGCUUUCCCGGUAACCUUAGCUGGGCCGGUGAUUCGUUGGUUUAACGCCCUCCCCCAGGGAUCCAUAACCACGUUUGCCGAUAUCAGUCGUUCUUUCUUGGCCCAGUUCACCACGCGCAUCGCCAAAGCAAAACACCCGAUUAGCCUGCUAGGGGUGACGCAGCGAAACGGCGAGCCGACCAGAAAAUACUUGGACAGAUUCAACGAUGAGUGCCUCGAGAUAAACGACUUAACUGAUUCGGUGGCCAGCUUAUGCUUGACCAAUGGUUUGCUAAAUGAGGAUUUCCGAAAACACCUCACCACCAAGCCCAUCUGGACAAUGCAGGAAAUUCAGAACGUAGCCAGGGAAUACAUUAAUGAUGAAGAGGGAUAUGGCCACAAGACCCAAGACUACUUCGACCUGAAGGACGCCCUGGAGCAAGCCAUCCGGGAAGGAAAGCUGGCCGAGUUCGCCCACCUAAUAAGGGAACCUAGGAGGAGGGACCGGUCAACCGAGGACAAAAGCCGCGCCGUAAAGCAGAGACAGGAACCCGAGGAGGACGCGGAGCGUGCCCUCACUGUGGUGAAUGUGGUGGUUGGAAGGGAUGUCCCUCCCAGGUCGAAGUCGGCUAGUAAAAAGGACACCAAGGUUCUAGCUAUGUCCUCUGGCCCUGCACCGACCUCUCGCAGGUUGCCCUUGAUAUCUUUCGGUCCCGAGGAUCAAUGGUUCGAUGAGGUGGCGGAGAGUCCGCCGAUGGUGAUCACGGCCAGGGUGGGCACCGGCCUAGUAAAGCAGAUCUUGGUGGACACAGAAGCUGGUUCCAAUAUCAUGUUUCGCAAUGUUUUUGACGCCCUGGGCUUACGAGACGCCGACCUCCGAGGUCACCAGCACGGCGUGGUAGGCCUAGGUGAUAACUUCAUCAAGCCAGACGGCGUAAUUUUCCUCCCGGUCUCCAUAGGCGAGGCAUGGGGAAGAGGUCGCUAA
This is a messenger RNA of Arachis ipaensis, 1131 nucleotides long. The record is from RefSeq and is a predicted model, not a curated record. Lineage: Eukaryota; Viridiplantae; Streptophyta; Magnoliopsida; Fabales; Fabaceae.